Molecule: messenger RNA, 1854 nt
Organism: Capronia coronata CBS 617.96
Lineage: Eukaryota; Fungi; Ascomycota; Eurotiomycetes; Chaetothyriales; Herpotrichiellaceae
Product: D-arabinono-1,4-lactone oxidase
Exons: 1
Coding region: 1-1854 (617 amino acids)
Cellular component (GO): mitochondrion; membrane
Molecular function (GO): D-arabinono-1,4-lactone oxidase activity; FAD binding
Source: RefSeq, a predicted model, not a curated record
AUGGACUGGGCGGCUUCCAAUCUCCCACACACCAAACCCAACACCUCCCCGCUGUCUUCUGGCCCCACCGCCAACGUCCAUCUCGAUGCCAAAUUGCAGCGCGAACUGGCCCGGCUGGAUGAUGGUGUCCCGUUUAACCCCAAAGCCCGCUAUUUGCAUCAUACCUGGGCGCAGACCUUCUUUUCCCGCCCGGAGCUGUACUUUCAGCCGUCCACGGUGCCAGAACUGCAGAAGAUCGUGACCCUCGCGCGAAGAUGCCGCAAACGGUUGUGCGUUACGGGCUUCGGACAUUCACCAUCUGACUUGACCUGUACGUCGUCCUGGCUCAUCAACCUCGACAACCUCUCCCAGGUGCUGGAAAUGGAUGUCGACAACACUCCCGGCCUCGUUCGCUUUCAAGCCGGCAGAUCACUACAUAACCUCAACCUUGCCCUUGCCGAGCAUGGCUAUACGCUGCCAAAUCUAGGCUCCAUUGAUGUCCAGUCCGUCGCGGGCGUUAUAUCCACCGGGACCCAUGGGUCCAGUCUCCGACAUGGCUUGGUCUCGGAGUCCAUCACCUCUCUAACCAUCCUGCUGUCCAACUCACAACUGGUCACAUGUUCUGCCACCAAGAACCCGCAACUCUUCCGCGCAGGGCUCCUUUCGCUGGGUUCGCUGGGCAUCAUUGUGGAGAUCACCUUGCAAGCGGUACCGGACUUCAACGUCUCCUGGUCGCAAUCUCUUCAAUCACUCUCCUCGGUUCUUGAGUCGUGGGACAAGGACCUCUGGACACAAAAGGAGUUUACCCGGGUCUGGUGGCUGCCAUACCUCCACCGCGCUGUGGUCUGGCGCGGAUACAAAACCGACUCGCCUCCCCGGCCACCAAACACGAGCUUCUAUGGCGGCUCAUUCGGCUACUACGUCUACCACAACCUACUGUACUUGUCCAACAUGUUCCCGCGCAUUCUACCGUGGAUCGAAUGGUUCGUAUUCGGCAUGCAGUAUGGCUUCAAGCCGGGCACGUUCGUCACGUCAGCCGUGCAACCUGCGCGAGAAGGGCUAUUGAUGGACUGCCUGUACUCGCAAUUCGUCAAUGAAUGGGCACUGCCGCUCUCCAAGGGCCGCGAAGCCAUCACCCGCCUGUCCGCAUGGAUCAACCACGACGAAGAAACGGCGCGUAUCCCAGUCUCCAGCAAAGGCAUAUGGGUCCACUGCCCGAUCGAAGUGCGCGUGACACAUACCUCGCCCCACGUCCCCAAUGCCUCCAAGGUCCGACCAUACCUUGACCCGACCGUCCCCGACGGACCCACUCUCUACCUCAAUGCGACCUUGUACCGACCGUACGGCCGCGACCCGCCCUGCCACGAACGGUACUACGAAGCCUUCGAAUAUCUGAUGCAUGAACUGGGCGGCCGACCCCACUGGGCCAAGAACUUUGCAUACGCCUCCAGCGAGCAGAUCGGUGCCAUGUACGGCCAAGACAUGGUCGAGUUCCUCAAAGUCCGCGACGAGAGUGAUCCAGAUGGCAUGUUCCUAGGUGAAUGGCAUAAGAGGACUCUUCCGCUCAAUAUCACCUCCAAACAAGGCCAGGAUGUCAAGGCGAGACCGAAGUACCGCUUGAUGGAGGAAGAAGUCCGCCGCUCGAAGAAAGGUCUUGGCUGGGGCUUUGGCGAUGGUCUGCUUUGGGAAGGACGACGUGUCGGCGACCUGACUACGGAGGACGAUGACAGUGACGAGGAUGAUAGCUCUUCCGAUGAGAAUCUCAAGACUGGCCGCAACGACACGCCCAGUCCUCCUGCUACCACGACGAGUGAAGAGUCCUUUGAUUACAUGGCGAAGGGUGAGGCCAGUGUUUAUGCAGAAAAGGAGGGAUGA